AAGAGAAAGUAAUAGUUUAAUGGAUUGUGGGAGAGAAUGGACGCCACCGUAUCUACAAAAAUCCUAAAAAUUCGAUUCAGUUAGCUUUAAAAAGCAAAGGACAGAUAAAAGCGUAUAUAAAUAUAAUCUCAUACGUAUAUAAAGAAUUCAAUAUUAAAUUGCGGAAAAGUCAAAAAAGAAUUGAAAAUACUCUCAACUCUGUUCUGUUCUCAAUCGCUAUUAUUCAAAGAAACUCCUCCACCUUUCUACAGAAAAAGGGUACCUGCAAAUUUGCCAGUCUUUUAAAGGAAGUUCCCUAAUAUAUCCGCUAUACGCACACAUGUCUGUGGGUGCAUGUGUUCUUGGGGCCUUUCUUGCUCGGAUAUGAACUGGGUUACAGAGAAACAACAAGAAAACCAAGAAAGCAAACGGCAACAACUUAAACAAGAAACAGAGAUAUUCUAGUUCUUAGUUUCUUCGUAUCCAUGGCUGUGAAGCUACAGCAGAUCCACCACCAACAUCACCACCACCACCACCACUCUGUAGCUGUCAAGGUAAAUGAGCAGCAGAUGGGGACAAAAAGGGGGUACACAUUUAUCCAAGCUCACAGGGCUUGGCUUCCUAAAUUCCUGUUGCUCUGGGUCAUGCUUGUGGCAUUUAUUAGUUGGAUGAUAUACAAUGGCAUGGAUGCUGAUAAUAAAGUAAGAAGAAAGGAAGUACUGGGUAGCAUGUGUGAUCAAAGGGCAAGAAUGUUGCAAGAUCAAUUCAGUGUUAGUGUUAACCAUGUCCAUGCGCUUGCCAUUCUUGUGUCUACGUUCCAUUACAACAAAAACCCAUCUGCAAUUGACCAGGAAACAUUUGCUGAAUACACUGCUAGAACAUCAUUUGAGCGGCCAUUGUUGAGUGGGGUAGCCUAUGCACAGAGGGUGGUUGAUUCAGAGAGGAAGGAAUUUGAGAGGCAACAUGGAUGGACAAUAAAGACAAUGGAGAAGGAGCGUUCACCAAUACGAGAUGAGUAUGCGCCAGUGAUAUUUUCUCAAGAAACUGUAUCCUACAUUGAAUCUCUUGACAUGAUGUCAGGGGAGGAGGACAGAGAAAACAUACUGAAGGCUAGAGCUACAGGGAAAGCUGUUUUGACAAGCCCCUUCAGGUUACUAGGUUCGCAUCAUCUUGGUGUCGUCUUGACGUUCCCAGUUUACAGGUCUAAGCUUCCUCAAAACCCCACAGUGGCACAGCGUAUAGAAGCAAGUGCAGGAUACCUUGGUGGAGCCUUUGAUGUUGAGUCCCUUGUGGAGAAUUUACUUGGACAACUUGCUGGGAAUCAGGCAAUUUUAGUGAAUGUUUACGAUGUAACUAACUCUUCAGAUCCCUUAAUCAUGUAUGGUCACCAAAAUCAAGAUGGUGACAUGUCUCUUGUGCAUGAAAGCAAGCUUGAUUUUGGAGACCCAUUCAGGAAACAUCAGAUGAUAUGUAGAUAUCAUGAGAAGGCGCCGACGUCAUGGACGGCACUCACUACCGCAUUCUUAUUCUUUGUGAUCGGUUUGUUAGUGGGUUAUAUCUUAUAUGGCGCAGCAAUUCAUAUUGUCAAAGUGGAGGAUGAUUUUCAUGAAAUGCAGGAGCUGAAAGUCCGUGCAGAAGCUGCUGAUGUUGCCAAAUCCCAGUUUCUUGCUACUGUAUCUCAUGAAAUCCGAACACCUAUGAAUGGCAUUCUUGGAAUGCUGGCUUUGCUCCUAGAUACUGAUUUAAGUUCAACACAAAGGGAUUAUGCUCAAACUGCUCAAGCUUGUGGAAAGGCACUGAUAGCAUUGAUAAACGAGGUGCUUGACCGGGCAAAAAUUGAAGCUGGCAAGUUGGAGCUUGAAGCUGUCCCGUUUGACCUUCAGUCCAUACUAGAUGAUGUUCUUUCUUUAUUUUCUGAGAAGUCUAGAAACAAAGGAAUUGAGCUGGCUGUGUUUGUUUCUGACAAAGUUCCAGAUAUUGUUCUGGGGGAUCCUGGGAGAUUCAGACAGAUAAUUACCAAUCUUGUGGGGAACUCUGUUAAGUUCACUGAACGAGGGCAUAUAUUUGUUAAAGUUCAUUUAGAUGAACAUGCUAAGGCCACUACAUUUGCAAAAGCUGACAGUUGUUUGAGUGGAGGAUCCAAAGAAAGUGUAAUAAUGUCUGGUGCUCGCCAGUUCAAAACCUUAAGUGGUUUUGAAGCAGCUGAUGAUCGGAACAGUUGGGAAGCCUUUAAGCAUUUAGUUGCUGAUGAAGAAUUCCAAUCCAGUGGUUCAUUAAAUGUGCUAACCACUAAUGAAGCUUCCGAGAGUGUUACUUUGAUGGUAUCUGUGGAGGAUACAGGAAUUGGAAUCCCCUUGCAUGCUCAGGAUCGUGUUUUCAUGCCCUUCAUGCAGGCAGACAGUUCAACCUCGAGAAAUUAUGGAGGAACUGGUAUUGGCUUGAGCAUCAGUAAAUGUCUGGUUGAGCUUAUGGGUGGUCAUAUAAACUUUAUUAGCCGGCCGCAGGUUGGAAGCACAUUUUCAUUCACUGCUGCUUUUGGGAGGUGCAAGAAAAAUGCAUUUAACAAAAUGGAAAAGCGAAAUUCUGAAGAUCUUCCUUCCAGCUUCAGAGGAUUGAAAGCAAUGGUAGUUGAUGGAAAACCAGUUAGGGCUGCUGUAACCAGAUACCAUUUGAAGAGGCUUGGUAUUGUGGCUGAAGUUGCAAGUAGCCUCAAGGUGGCUGCAGGUACCUGGGGAAAAAAUGGUUCACUGACGUCUGGUGGCAGCAGUACCCAGCCAGAUAUAGUUCUGGUUGAGAAGGACUCAUGGAUUUCAGGGGAGGAUGGUUGUUCAAGCGUAUGGCCACUGGACUGGAAGCAGAGUGGACUCGUUUUUAAGUUGCCUAAGAUGAUACUUCUUGCUACUAAUAUCAGUAAUGAUGAAUUUAAUAAAGCAAAAGCAUCAGGUUUUGCAGAUACUGUGAUCAUGAAACCUUUGAGAGCAAGUAUGGUGGCUGCAUGUCUUCAGCAGGUGUUGGGACUGGGGAAGAAGAGGCCACAAGGGAAAGAUGUGCCGAAUGGAUCUUCUUUUCUCCGGAGUCUACUCUGUGGCAAGAAAAUUCUGGUGGUUGAUGACAAUAUGGUAAACCGUAGAGUUGCUGCAGGUGCACUGAAGAAGUUUGGAGCUAAUGUGGAGUGUGCCGACAGUGGCAAAACAGCGCUAAAAUUGCUUCAACUACCACACAGUUUUGAUGCAUGCUUCAUGGAUAUUCAAAUGCCAGAAAUGGAUGGGUUUGAGGCAACUCGCCGUAUCCGGCAGAUGGAGAGCGUGGCAAAUGACCAGAUAAAUGGUCAAUCCAUGGUGGAAGAAGGAACUGCUAAAAAGGGUGAGUGGCAUGUGCCAAUUUUAGCCAUGACUGCUGACGUGAUACAUGCCACAUAUGAUGAGUGCCUGAAAUGCGGGAUGGAUGGAUACGUGUCAAAGCCUUUUGAGGAAGAAAAUCUCUACCAGGCAGUUGCCAAGUUCUUCAAAGCCAAACCUAUCUCAGACUCAUAACCGGAUCUCUCUUGCCUCCUGUAAACCAGGCAAAAUAUAAAUUGUAGAGUUUUAUUGGGUUGAGCACUGCCAGCAAUUUUCAAUCAUCUGCUGGUGAUGAUGGAUGAUGGAUGAUGGUUUCCUUGGAUUUUUAUGAUUCUUGAUCAAUGGUGAUCGCAGGUUUGGCUGUAUGGGCACUUAUUUCUAACCAACUUCCUAUUAACUUGACUAGAAUCAGAGUACAUGUAUACUACUAAAGGAGCCUCCAUCCCCCUUUUAUGUAUAGAUCCUAGAAGAGGAAGGGAGCAAAAGGUGUAAAUCUCAUAAUUUUUUGUCUUGUUGCUUUGUUGAUGAAAAGGGGUCUCCACACCUUGAUCUGUAUUGUUGUCUGUUCUACAUUGACUUAAAAAUCAGUGAACUUUUCAAUACUGAAAAAAGGUAGCCAUCAGUAAAAUGUGCAUAUCCACAUUAUCCAGA
Hevea brasiliensis (rubber tree) is the source of this 3968-nucleotide messenger RNA. Its product is annotated as histidine kinase 4. Gene Ontology annotation, biological process: phosphorylation; phosphorelay signal transduction system. Gene Ontology annotation, molecular function: phosphorelay sensor kinase activity. The record is from RefSeq and is a predicted model, not a curated record. The transcript is spliced from 12 exons. Lineage: Eukaryota; Viridiplantae; Streptophyta; Magnoliopsida; Malpighiales; Euphorbiaceae. The coding region runs from base 465 to 3512 and encodes 1015 amino acids.